GCUGUUGAUCCUUGCAGAGGACACUAAAUCUGCAAGCAAAAAAUGACUGCUUGUUGCAACCUUAUUCCUUCUUUUAGCUAUUAGCAGUCAACAAAGAAACAAGUUCUUGAACAUCCUCAAAAUGCAAGAAACCUUGAAUGUUACUGAAAAGAAAAUACUCAAGAUUCAGCAUUUCAUCUGAGACUAAUCAACUAUAAGCAGAAAUACCUGCCUGUUCUGUGAUCUGAAUCUAAAUAAACAAAAUUUUUCUGACUUUGGCAUCUGACUUACUAGAAGAGUGAUGAGACCAAUCUCUGCAAAGAUGUAGGCAAACUAAACACUGAACACUUGAAAAUACAAGCACAAAAAAAGUAAGAAUGAGCAGAGAGUAAAGACUCGUUUGCCAAGCAAGCAGCGCGGAGAUGAAUUGUUUCUUUCUCGAACUCAACAAAUAUGCUUUGUGUGAUGAGUUUAGGAGCUUAAAGAAAAAAAACCUACUUCCAUGGCUGUUGCUGAGGCAUGUGGUUCCUUACAAAUGCUCUAUCAGAAGUGAAGUUGCAUCCCAUCCUCUGUUUGCCAGUAAAUAAAAGAUAAAGAUUUUUGCUAACGGAAUUCAGACACUUGGUUGAUGGAGGAGGCAUGAUGGACGAUGGACUGCUCUUUAGAUGUCUGUUGCUAUUACCCUCUCUCAUAAGGUACAUGCUGAAGCUAAUGAAAUUACGGGCUAAGUGUUUACUUGUAUGAAUCACUGCUUGAAAAACUUCCAGUACAAAGUUAUCUAAAGACUUAAAAAUGCCUCCACGACCAUCAUCUGGCGAACUAUGGGGCAUCCACUUGAUGCCACCGAGGAUCCUUGUGGAGUGUCUUCUCCCAAAUGGAAUGAUAGUGACUCUAGAAUGCCUCCGUGAGGCCACCUUACUAACUAUUAAACAUGAACUCUUUAAAGAAGCAAGAAAAUACCCUCUCUAUCAGCUCCUUCAAGAUGAAUCUUCUUAUAUUUUUGUAAGUGUUACACAAGAAGCAGAAAGAGAAGAAUUUUUUGAUGAAACACGGAGACUUUGUGACCUGCGACUAUUUCAGCCUUUUCUAAAAGUCAUUGAACCAGUAGGUAACAGAGAAGAAAAGAUUCUUAAUAGAGAAAUAGGUUUUGCUACUGGCAUGCCUGUCUGUGAAUUUGACAUGGUUAAGGAUCCAGAAGUACAAGACUUCAGAAGAAAUAUUCUUAAUGUUUGUAAAGAAGCAGUGGAUCUUCGAGAUGCCAAUGCACCGCACAGUAGAGCAUUAUAUGUCUGUCCUCCAAAUGUAGAGUCUUCGCCUGAACUACCCAAACACAUAUACAAUAAACUAGAUAAAGGGCAAAUUAUAGUGGUGAUAUGGGUAAUAGUCUCACCAAACAAUGAUAAGCAAAAAUACACCUUAAAAAUCAAUCAUGACUGUGUGCCUGAGCAAGUUAUUGCUGAAGCAAUUAGGAAGAAAACACGAAGUAUGUUGCUGUCAUCUGAACAACUGAAACUUUGCGUCUUGGAGUAUCAGGGCAAAUAUAUUUUAAAAGUGUGUGGCUGUGAUGAAUACUUGUUAGAAAAAUAUCCACUGAGCCAGUAUAAGUAUAUAAGAAGCUGUAUAAUGCUUGGUCGCAUGCCCAAUCUGAUGUUGAUGGCUAAGGAAAGCCUAUAUACCCAGCUGCCACUGGACACCUUUACAAUGCCAUCUUAUUCCAGGCGUAUCUCUACAGCUACACCCUACAUGAAUGGAGAAGCUACAGCCAAAUCACUCUGGACUAUAAAUAGUGCUCUCAGAAUAAAAAUCCUCUGUGCAACCUAUGUAAAUGUGAACAUCAGAGACAUUGACAAGAUCUAUGUUAGAACAGGUAUCUACCAUGGAGGGGAACCUUUGUGUGACAAUGUGAAUACUCAAAGGGUACCUUGUUCUAAUCCCAGAUGGAAUGAAUGGCUAUUGUAUGACAUGUACAUUCCUGAUCUUCCACGUGCUGCUCGGCUCUGCCUUUCUAUCUGUUCUGUUAAAGGCCGGAAGGGUGCUAAAGAGGAGCACUGUCCUUUGGCUUGGGGAAAUAUAAACAUGUUUGAUUACACAGACACUCUUGUAUCUGGAAAAAUGGCUUUGAAUCUUUGGGCAGUACCUCAUGGGCUGGAGGAUUUGUUGAAUCCUAUUGGUGUUACUGGAUCAAAUCCAAAUAAGGAAACUCCAUGUUUAGAGCUGGAAUUUGAUUGGUUUAGCAAUCCUGUAAAGUUCCCAGAUAUGACGGUGAUUGAAGAACAUGCCAAUUGGACUAUAUCACGUGAACUGGGGUUUAACUACAGCUAUGCAGGGCUGAGUAACAGAAUAGCUAGAGAUAACGAAUUAAGAGAAAGUGACAAGGAGCAACUGCGAGCCAUAUGUACACGAGAUCCUUUGUCUGAAAUCACUGAGCAAGAGAAGGACUUCCUCUGGAGCCACAGACACUAUUGCGUGAAUACUCCAGAAAUUCUGCCCAAAUUACUUUUGUCUGUUAAAUGGAAUUCUAGAGAUGAAGUGGCCCAGAUGUACUGUUUGGUAAAAGAUUGGCCUCCAAUCAAGCCAGAGCAAGCAAUGGAGCUUUUGGACUGUAAUUAUCCAGAUCCAAUGGUGCGAGCUUUUGCAGUUCGGUGUCUAGAGAAGUACUUGACAGACGACAAACUGUCUCAGUACUUAAUCCAGCUAGUACAGGUUCUGAAAUAUGAACAGUAUUUAGAUAAUCAGCUUGUGAGAUUUUUACUCAAGAAGGCACUGACCAAUCAAAGGAUAGGACACUUCUUCUUUUGGCAUUUAAAGUCUGAAAUGCACAAUAAAACUGUAAGUCAGAGGUUUGGUUUACUUCUGGAGUCCUAUUGUCGAGCAUGUGGAAUGUACCUAAAACAUCUGAGCAGGCAGGUGGAGGCAAUGGAGAAGUUGAUUAACCUCACAGAUAUUCUCAAGCAGGAAAAAAAAGAUGAGACACAGAAGGUACAGAUGAAGUUUCUUGUUGAACAAAUGAGACGGCCAGAUUUUAUGGAUGCUUUACAAGGUUUUAUCUCUCCUCUUAAUCCUGCACAUCAACUAGGAAAUCUUCGGCUUGAGGAGUGCAGGAUAAUGUCAUCUGCAAAAAGGCCCUUGUGGUUGAACUGGGAAAACCCAGAUAUUAUGUCUGAAUUGUUGUUUCAGAACAAUGAGAUAAUCUUUAAAAAUGGAGAUGACUUGCGUCAGGACAUGUUGACACUUCAGAUAAUUAGAAUUAUGGAAAACAUCUGGCAAAAUCAGGGUCUUGAUCUUCGGAUGUUGCCUUAUGGUUGUUUGUCUAUCGGUGACUGUGUGGGACUCAUCGAGGUAGUGAGGAGUUCUCAUACGAUCAUGCAGAUUCAGUGUAAAGGAGGCUUAAAAGGGGCAUUGCAGUUCAAUAGCCAUACGUUGCAUCAGUGGCUGAAGGACAAGAACAAAGGAGAAAUGUAUGAUGCAGCUAUUGACUUGUUUACACGUUCUUGUGCCGGCUACUGUGUUGCUACCUUUAUACUGGGCAUUGGUGAUCGCCACAAUAGUAACAUCAUGGUAAAAGAUGAUGGACAACUGUUUCACAUUGACUUUGGGCACUUCCUCGAUCACAAGAAGAAAAAAUUUGGCUAUAAAAGAGAGCGUGUGCCAUUUGUCUUAACACAAGACUUUUUAAUAGUGAUUAGUAAAGGAGCCCAAGAAUGUACCAAAACAAGGGAGUUUGAAAGGUUUCAGGAGAUGUGUUAUAAGGCUUAUCUAGCAAUUCGGCAGCAUGCCAAUCUCUUCAUAAAUCUCUUCUCCAUGAUGCUUGGCUCAGGAAUGCCAGAACUGCAGUCCUUUGACGAUAUUGCAUACAUUCGAAAGACCCUUGCAUUGGACAAAACUGAGCAGGAAGCUCUUGAGUACUUCAUGAAACAAAUGAAUGAUGCUCACCAUGGUGGCUGGACAACAAAAAUGGACUGGAUCUUCCACACAAUAAAGCAACAUGCUUUGAACUGAAAUGAAAGCAAAGAAAACAAGAACUGAUAGCCCACUUUGUGGGUACUGCACUGUUAAUACCCGUUAGCAGCAAAGACUGGUUGCAUAGGAAUUGCACAAACCACGAACAACAUUAGAAUUUAUGGCAACAAAAGAGAUGAACUGUUCAGACAACUGUCGAAAUAAUGUAAAACAGGGUUUCAGAUAGCACUAAAAUUGUACACUUCAAAAAUUAAGCUUUAGUAUGAUGUGUGACUUCAUGUUAUGCCUUAAGCCCAAAAAGGUAAACUUGGAAGAAUGUUUCCUUUUUUCAUUUGAUAGGAUAAAUUAGAAGGAAAAAGAAAAUAGUGCUAGCAUGAACAUAGUCCAUCACAUAUUACCUUAGAUCUGGUACAGCAGAUAGAGACUAUGCUGGAUUGAGAAGAGUGGAAAGAAAAUUCAAGUGAUAGUGAACAUUUAAAUGCAGCAUAGUUUGAAGGGAAGGAGUUUUAAGCUCAAAGAUCUAAAAACAAUAGUGAGAGGACAGUGCCUUUUAAAUGUGCUCAGAGGCAUUAACAUUUAUGGGGUUUAGAUGACACUUUGAUUUCUGGGUCUGUCAUCUGCACCAUUUCUGAAAGCAGUAGGAAAUAGGCCCAUUCAGUAUGGUGUUUCUUCUGCUCAGUGUUUCUAGGGGUGCAAUUCAUACCUUCACAAAAACUCCCUAUCAUCCCCAAAAACUGACUAACCUGGAAAUUUGAAUGGUCAGAAUUGGGUUUAGUGCAACAGAGAGUUGUAGUGUUCAUCUUAGGUUUGCUUUAAUCUAACUUGAACUGAAUAGAUUUUUUUCAUACAUGUUUUCCAGAACCUAAAGAAAGCCCAGUUCUAUCUGUCCAAGACUCCCGUUUCCACUAACGUCACUGAAGGUGACCAGAUAUACUCCUAGGACCAAAUUCAACCCUGGUGAAAGAGGACACAAGUACCGUUGAAGUAGUGGGAGAUACACCCACUAAUGCCAGAGGUGAACUUGGCCUAAGUCUCUUCAAAAAUUUUUGGGCAUCACUCUUCACGUUAAUGAAGUGAUAUGCUGGCUAUUCAAGGAACGUAUGUUUAAACCCUCAAUCUUUGGGUCCACCAUUUCUCUUCUUUCUUCCUCCUUUGGAAGUGGUUGUUUAAUCCAGUAACAGAUACAUCAGAAAUAGCAGUUUAGAUUUUCAAUAUGAUCAAUAAUAAGCAGUUCAACAUACAGCAGAUAUGCUGGCUAGCUCAAAGCAUGUGGAGUUACCAAACAUUUUAUAGCUUUGUCUGUUUUAUGUGUGUGUGUGUAAUAUAUAUUUGUAAAUCUAGUUGUUGUCCUCUAACACAAUUACGAUGUGUGCAAUCAGUUAAAUUGGCACCACUUUUUGAAACUGUUCAGAGUACCGAGGAUUUCAGAUUGCCCUUAUGCACAACUUCAGGUAGGACUGUUUUUCUAAUUAUUAAACAGGUUUUUAAUUAGUGAAGCCCAUGAUUCUGAGGGUGAUGUUCACCCUAACAUUUUAAACUUGCUAGAUUGGCAGCACUUGGAGUGAAUUCCGAAGGUCUGGGGCUUUUGGGGGUUCAGCUCUUUCACUUGCAAACACACACCGAGGUGCCACUCAAAGUGCAAUACCACAUGUAAUAUAAAAUAUGCUGACAGCUGGUGUUAGAUUAGAAUAUAAGUAUAUAAAUAAAUUGUACUUUGUGCAGGCUGUACUGAUGAGGUAAUGAGUGGUUGGCUUCAUUUAGCGAAUUGUAAUAUAUUAAAAAUGUGCAAUCAAUUACGUUAUGAAAGACUUCGGGGAUUGUAAAGCCAAGACUUUUUGGUCUUUCAAGACACUUUCAUAGUCAAGAUCCUGCAGUUGAUUACUGCACACACGGAUACUUGAUGUUGUAGGGGGAAACCUGUUUCUGUGAAAACUUCAGAAGUUCCAAGAUUGGUAUGAGGAAUGUGAAGUUUUAUUUCCUUAGUUCUACUAAAUAUUUUGGAGUAGUCUAAUAGACUUCCCAUUACUCUUUCUGUUGACUGUUACAUAUUCCUUUCUGUUCAUAUGAAUAACUUAACUCCUGCUAACCUUGGUCAUACUUUCUAGAGCAAAAUUACCCUUGUAUGUAUUACUUCGCAGUCAACACACUCUAAUGGUUUAGCUCUUUUAAAAUAUGGCUUAGUUUCAGUUUAAAUUUGGCUCACAAAAUCUGAGACCCUGUUGGCUGUAACUCUUAAUUUAACUGAGUAAAACUUGCACAGAUGCCACAUUAGGUGCUAUAUUAUCCUUAUUUAUCUGGUAUUGAAACAAUGCUUUACCUCGUUUAUCUAAGAGAUGGUCAGCCUUUUCCAGCCUGGAUGAAAAGAUCAACUCAAGGUUAUUGGAUGUUAUCAGCCCAACUUCUUUUGUACUUUGCCCCUUCCUAGCCAUUUACUUCUGUAAAUACAAGUAUAAAUGUCUUUCAGUUCAACCAUACAGGGUUCUGCACCCUUUUUGCACAAAUGUAUGAGGAAUCUGGCUCUGUUUCCACAAGUUCCCGCAACUAAAUGCUGUGCGCAAGCUGUAGAAGUGAUUAUGAACGUCAAAGAGUAAAAGAAAGGAAACUUCAUAGUGAUACAGACAUAAUAUGAUUUUGGGUAAUUACAGCUUUUAAAUAAAAAAAAAAAAUAGAAGUUCAUGGACUUAAGCAGUUGUUCUUACCAUAACCAGGAUGGGCAUUUGAAAAACAUCCUGCCAGUGUUUCAGGAAAAAAAAAAAUUUUUUUAAGCUUCCAAGUGUUCAACCCUAAUUACCUUAUCCUGUUAUGCCAGUUUUGUGCUGAUGUAACUUCACUGAAGAUAGUGGAGGUACUUUUUACUUACUUUGGUGUAAAUGAGAGGAUGUCAUCUGUUCUCAGUAUCAGAAAUAAGACCUGCUUACAGACUGUGAAAGCACCUGUAACUGAGCUCUAGAUUUUUACCGAGAUUGCUUGGAAUUUGGAUUUUUAUUUUUUAACUAUUCCCACUUCAUGGAGAUUUGAAAAUGUUCCCUUUAUUCUGAGAGUCAGCUGCACAAAACACUAAGUAGCUUAUUUUGAGCUUGAAUUGAAUCUGAACACCUUGCUCCUGCAAAACUUUGUAGUAGGACUACCAGAGCAAGGAGCCCAGGAUUGGGCCAUACGUUUUAUUACAAAACAUUAGGAAAUGGCAAUUUAGUGAAAUACAAAUUUAAAAACAGUAACUUUUUCAACUGUGAAACUAUGUUUGAUUUAAUGACAGAACAGGCUGCUGCUGAUUGGUUUUUCUUAAAAAUAUAUUCUUUGCUUUCCUAAAGGUAGCAGAAAAAGCACCUGUACUGACUUAUAUAUGCAUACUUUUCAGUUCUGAAGGGGUGCAUUAGUAGUCUUUUCAUAGGUGAAACAGACUUUCAGUAGAAUUUUAAAAUAAAAGCAUUUAAAUAAAACCAAAAUUGCUAGUGGUUUGGCAUCUUGCGGAGAAGAUAUAAGCCUGCAUAUUAAGGGCAAUAUAGAAAUUGCCAAGCCUGUAGAGAACUUUGUAUGUGAUGACCCUGCUGUUGGUGGUUUGGAGGGUUGGUUUUGGUUUUUUUCCAAACCUUCCUUUUUAUGUAAAAUAUUAAAUGCCCUUUAGUGGUCAGUAGCCCAUGUUUGUUGACAAUUUGAAGGUAUUUUCUUUGCUUUGUCAUUUUAUAACUGGCAUGUUCCAAUGUCUGUUCUUAAUUGUGAAUUCCUCCUGUUUUGCAUGUCUGUACAGGUUGCAGACCUGGGCUGGACCCAUUCAAAAAACAAUCAUCAAAAAAGCCACUUGAAACUACUAUUUUCUUGAUGUCUUUGACAUCUUGAAAAUGCUUCAAGUUAAUGAAAAUGGUGUGGUAUUACAGAAAGAAUUGUAACUUGCUGCUUCUAAGAUUUUUUUUUUAACUUCUUUCUCUUGUUUUAGUUUUACUUGAAUGGAAGAAGAACCACACUUGGGUUUUGGUUUUUUUAAAUACUAUAUAGCUGUGGAUGUUGUUGCAGAUUGUUGAAUCCCACUUUAAUUUUGCAAUACGUUUCAUACAAAUAAUGAAUUUGUAUCUCUCUUCCGUGCUGAAAGUUGUCUCAGUUUAAGGCUCUAUCUGUCCAAAAUGAUGUGUAGCUCACCACGCCUGCAGUUGGUGUGGGUUUUUUGGGUGGUUUUUUGGUUUUUUUAUUUUUUACAUCUGUGUUAAUGAAGGGAAGCCAACUGGAAACCGGAUAUAGAAGUUCUCUAUCUGCAUACACUAACCAAAUCUAUAGGUGCUCUGGUCUUUGAGAAAUUCUGAUUUCACUUUAUGCUGAUAUAACACUGACUUCAUCAGAAUCACUCUGGAUUCACAACAGCAUAUGAAAUCAGAAUUAGACUAUAUGUAUAUUAAAGUUCCAGAUGACUUAUUCAUAUGAUUCAGUAUGAAAGGCGUUCACUUAAUGAGGAAUGUUUACUAGCAGUCCAGGUAAACACUUGACAAUUUUACUUUGGAAUAGUCUUUAUUAACUAGCUUUUUCAGCUCUCCAAUUCAUAACUACUGUAAUCUUGUCUAUCGUUAAUUUCAUUCUUGAGACUUCCAGGAUUUUUCUUACUUGCUAGCUUAAAUGUUUCCUCUUCCUACUCUUUCAUAGUAUAAAGACUUUCCACACUCAGAAAAAAUAGUUGUUCUUAAUUAGCAGUGCAGUAUUCUUGACAUCUGAGCUUUAUGGGAUAGAUUUUUAAAAGUAUGACGUCUUACUGUGUUAGCACUCCUGACUCUAAGCCAGAGGUGGAUCCCUCUGUCCCUAUCUCUUCCCCUUCCCCCUCCAACACCCCUUUCCCCAAAAAAGGGACAUGCCCAUAGCAUAAGAACAACAUAAAAUAUUUGUAAGAGAAGAUCAAUUGAAGCAAUGCUCUGCCUGUACUUUGAAGCUAGCGUCCCCAUUGGUUUGCAUAAAUGUGUCUUAAUCUUAAGUGUCCUUACUGUCACUUCUGUAUGUGCUACAAUAUUCCUUUGGCAUAAAGGUGGCCAAAAAUACACUUACUCUAUCCUGACUUUCUAUGAAAUUCUAGUGCCAGUUCCCCAGUAGCUAUUAAACUGGUUUAGGAACCAUUUAGUUCAGUGUAACUGCAUCAAUUUUGUUAGGAAUUUGUUCCAGUAUUAAAUUAAUCACAGUUAAACCUGACCUAAUUAUAUUGCUGAAGUUAUAGAAAGCCUAAUUCAAGCAGAAGCUGUUUCUCCUAAGAAUCUUAUGUCUGCUGUAUCUUAGUUAAUCCCUAAGAGCCAAAACAUGGAUAUUCAUAGCUGCAGUCUCAUUCUGUUUUGUUUCUUUGGUUUAAGGACAUUUAAUCUAUUCCCGGGCUUUAUUAAUAGUGUUCUAUAUCCUGAAUUAUCAGCUGCCCCAGGCUGUCCAAAGUUGUCUUACUGUUUCAUUUGGGGCAGGGGAAAGAAGAGGAAGGGAGGAAGAGAUGAAUCCUCUUCUUUCUUGUCUUACAGCCACUGUAGUCCAAAUUCUUCAUCUUCUCUUGUGAAGAUAAAUGUAUAAUUCAUCAUCUGGAAGUAUCAUCCUUUCCCCUUGCCCCCUUGCACCUCUGCAAGUUUUAACUGUGAAUAUCCACAUACACUAUCAAAAUCCACUUUCCUGGUAGAGAAAAGGAUUUAAAAUAUAUAUGGCGGCAGUCUGAUGUCCUGGAUUCUCAGGCUUGAAAUUUCCAAAGUACUGUUGUCACUAACUCGCACCACAAUUGCAAGAACUCUCACAGAAUCACACAGAAUUGUUGAGGUUGGCAGAGACUUGUGGAGAUCAUCUAGUCCAGCUGCCCUGUUUGAAGCAGGGUCAGCUAGAGCAGGUUGCUCGGGACCUCAUCCAGUUAGGUUUAGAGCCUGUCCAAGAAGGAAGAAUCCACAGUAAUUUUUUUUUCCUCAAUGUUUAUAUGAAAUUUCUUCUGUUUCAUUGCCUAGUGUCCUUUCAGUGGGCAGCACUGAGAAAAGCCUUGCCUGUCUUCUUUACUCCUCUCCAUCAAGUAUUUAUAUACAUUGACAAGAUGCCCCUUGAGCUUUCUCUUCGCUGGGCUAAACAAUCCCAGCUCUCAGCCACCCCUCCUAGCCCUUCAUCACCUUCAUGGCCCUUUGCUGGACCCGUUCCAGUACAUCCAUGUCUGGCUCAUACUGGGGAGCCCAGCACUGGACCCAGCACUCCAGGUGUGGCCUCACCAGUGCUGAGCAGAGAGGAAGGAUGAAGGCUUACCUCCCUUGACCUGCUGGCAUGCUCUUCCUAAGGCAGCCCAGGAUCCUGUUGGCAUUUUGGAUAAAUAGAGCCCAGGAGGGUGUAAUCUCUUGGUGCUUUUAUGUAACUUUGUUGAAGGUAGUAGCAGUUACAUGUCUGCAUCAAAAGGAGAGUAUAAACACCCACCAGUGCUUGAAAUACCUUUUAAAAAUGAGACAAUUAUCUUUGAAAUAACCACUACUGGGGGGCGGGAGGGAUGUUGCCAUGUGUAUGUCAUUCUGUAAUAAAGGUCCUGUGGUAAAGUAGUUAGAAAGCAAGACAUUUUUAGUAAUAAUGGGCCAAAAAAGUAUUUAAGAUGCAGCAAGAUGCAUGUGUUGUCAUACUGAGAAUAGUCUUGCAGUACCUUUAAAAAAAAAAAAAACAACCCUUUUCCCCUUCUGCUGUGCUACUCAAGUAACAAAAGUUUGGCCUAUGAUACUUAUUGUAGUUCAUGUUCAUGGGAAACUGUAAAAAGUCUGCUUUUUAUUUAUCUUCGCGGUCUGUAUCACAUGCUGUUUAUUAAAAAAACUACUUUUGUUUGGUUUUUAUCACACUUUUGAGUGUUAAUGUAUAUACUAACAACUAAAUUAAAACAAUAUGGUUGGUA
This is a messenger RNA of Aptenodytes forsteri (emperor penguin), 10789 nucleotides long. RefSeq names its product phosphatidylinositol-4,5-bisphosphate 3-kinase catalytic subunit alpha (gene PIK3CA). Gene Ontology annotation, cellular component: phosphatidylinositol 3-kinase complex, class IA; phosphatidylinositol 3-kinase complex, class IB; cytoplasm. Bases 772 to 3978 code for a protein of 1068 amino acids. Lineage: Eukaryota; Metazoa; Chordata; Aves; Sphenisciformes; Spheniscidae. Gene Ontology annotation, biological process: phosphatidylinositol 3-kinase/protein kinase B signal transduction; phosphatidylinositol-3-phosphate biosynthetic process; phosphatidylinositol-mediated signaling. The transcript has 25 exons. The record is from RefSeq and is a predicted model, not a curated record. Gene Ontology annotation, molecular function: 1-phosphatidylinositol-4-phosphate 3-kinase activity; 1-phosphatidylinositol-3-kinase activity.